AGUCACAUGUCGUCUUCUAUAACAAUCACAGUGUUGUUUAGGACAAGAUAGGAGCAACCAGCCAGCAUUCGAUCUGAAAUUCUUUAUUUGUUCCGGUUGAAUUCAGUGGAGAGUGGAGCCGUGAACUUUCUUUGUAGGCCUAAUCGAUAUCGACUCUACGGAUUUGGAACGUGAUUUUUAAUCGCCGAGUCGUUUGGCUGCUGCUAUUCACCUCAAACAGCCAGCAUUGUUAGAAUGGGAAGCACUGAUGCCAAUACUAUGAGGCUGCUGACAGUAUGAAGUGAAUCGCACUGUGUAGUGAUUUUAUGCAACUAUCUUGGAUCACCGCGUUUUUUAUGCAAGACGUACUGUUCUUCCGCCUGGAACAUUUCAGUUUUCUUCAUACUUUGUUUAUAAGAUAAAUUCAAAUGAAAUUCACUUUCAAGGUCCUAACAGUGCUUAUCGUUGUUCUACCUGCCUCUUUUAGCGAUACACAAAAUAAUGAAGAAGGUGCGAAUGCGAAGAGACCGCAUAUAAUAUUUAUUGUCGCUGAUGAUUUGGGUUGGAAUGAUGUUGGAUUCCAUGGCUCGGACCAAAUUCCCACAGCAAAUAUUGAUGCUUUGGCCUACUCAGGACUGAUUCUGAACAACUAUUAUGUGAGCCCAAUCUGCACGCCGUCCAGAAGUGCUUUGAUGACAGGAAAACAUCCUAUACAUACAGGCAUGCAACAUGGAGUUCUGUAUGGCGCAGAACCGAGAGGACUGCCUUUGAGCGAGAAACUUCUACCAGAGUACUUGGCGGAGCUGGGCUACACCAACCACAUUGUCGGCAAGUGGCAUCUUGGCUCAUACAAGAAGGAGUACACGCCACUCUACAGAGGCUUCCAGUCACACACCGGCUACUGGACUGGGCAUCAUGACUACUAUGAUCACAGUGCUGUUGAGACGGGUUUCUGGGGCUUCGACAUGCGCCGCGGCAUGGACGUUGCUUGGGACCUGCAUGGCAAAUAUUCGACGGACAUUUUCACAGACGAGUCGGUUCGGAUUAUCAGGGGGCACAACAGCAGUCGUCCCCUCUUCCUCUACAUCGGACAUGUGGCCGUGCACUCCGCUAAUCCGUACAGCCCCCUCCCAGCUCCCGACGAACUGGUCGCCAAGUUCACUACGAUUGAAGAUUUCAACAGAAGAAAGUUUGCAGCGAUCAUGACCAAGCUAGACGAAUCAGUCGGCAAAGUGGUUGCUGCUCUACAGUCGUCCAAAAUGCUGGAGAACAGUCUGAUUGUAUUUACCACCGAUAAUGGAGGACCGGCUGCUGGGUUCAACUCCAACGCGGCUUCCAAUUGGCCCCUGAGAGGAGUGAAAAAUACUCUAUGGGAGGGAGGAGUUAGAGGCGCAGGUCUUAUUUGGAGUACUCAACUGCAUCCAAGCCACCAUGUCUCCAAGCAACUCAUGCACAUUUCAGACUGGCUUCCUACUCUGCUUUCCGCUGCUCAAGGUGAUACCAGUGUUCUGGAAAAUAUUGAUGGCGUCGAUAUGUGGGAAUCACUUCUAAGCAAUUCACAAUCCAACCGCACAGAGGUGCUUCACAAUAUUGACAGCAUAACUGGAUCAGCUGCUCUAACUGUUGGAAAAUGGAAAAUUGUUCAAGGUACACACUAUAACGGUCAAUGGGAUGGAUGGUAUGGGCCUUCAGGUAGACCGGACGGUCACACGCCGGCCUAUAAUAUAACUUUGAUUGCAUGCAGUUCUGCCGGAAGGGCGGUUCGAGCUGCCGGGAGACCUGUCAACUUGGAUCAGGUGGAAGCUAUUCGUGAUGAAGCAGGAGUAACUUGUUUUACUGGAAACAUUACUGAUCACAAACCUUGCUACCCUUUGGAGGCACCAUGUUUAUUCAAUAUAAGGGAUGAUCCUUGUGAAAUAAAUAAUCUUGCUGAAAGGUUUCCACAAGUACUUGCUCAGUUGAGCAAACAACUGUCAAGAAUCAAUGAGACAGCCGUUCCACCAGGGAAUCUCCCAGUCGAUCCUAGAGGAAAUCCCAAUUUCUGGGAUCACACGUUCACCAACUUUGGAGACUACACUGUCACUGUCAACAAUAUAAGCUGAUAUUUUCAAAAGAAAAGUUACUGAAUUUUCAAUUUUCUUACUCUCAAAGACCACUCUUGUAAGAAUACUAAUCAUGAAGACAUAUAUAUUCUUAUUCAUUGAUCAAUUUGACAAAAUACGGCGCCGUGCAAUGAAGUUUACUUAUUACAGUUAGGGUCAAAUAACACACCUACUUCAUACUUCUUUCCUGAGUCAUAACCAGAGAUGGAUUGACUGAGUCUGUUUAGUUUAUUAAUUACUUCUAACUAUAUAAAAUUUGAAAAUAUACAAUUAUUCAACUUUUA
Nilaparvata lugens (brown planthopper) is the source of this 2365-nucleotide messenger RNA. Its product is annotated as arylsulfatase I. Lineage: Eukaryota; Metazoa; Arthropoda; Insecta; Hemiptera; Delphacidae. The coding region runs from base 408 to 2081 and encodes 557 amino acids. The transcript has 11 exons. The record is from RefSeq and is a predicted model, not a curated record.